CGAGCAGCCAGCAGCCAAAAAGUGUUAAAACGAAGUUCGUCUCACCGUCGAAAAGUCGUGUUGUGUGUGGCUAGUGUACGCGCAGAAAAAGAGUCUCCCAUCUCUGCCUGGUAUUAUCGUCAUAUCUCCACCACCUCGUGCCGCUCAUCACGUGCCAAGUGAAACCUGCUUCGCUCGAUUGAAGCCAGAUAGAGAGAGAGAGAAAGAGAGAAACAAAGCGGUAAUCAUAUAGUGAAAGAUCAGUGCGCGAACAAGUCAAGCCAUCCGAAUUUCAGAAAAGUGAUAAGUGAAGCAGCAACAACCCCCCCUUUCCCCCCUUUCUUAAAAUAUCUACAGGUGUAUGAUCAAAAAAUAUUAAGGAAUAAGUGAGAAGAAGCAAUACGGCAAUUAUAGCGAGAGAGAAGAAAAGUGACGAUCGUGAUUUCCACCUCCAGCAUAAUAGAAUCCCGGCGCCAGAAGAAGUAGCAGCUGCCACAGAAUGCCUCUUUUUGGCAAAUCCCAGAAAAGUCCCCAGGAGCUGGUGAAGGCACUGAAGGAAGCGGUCAACUCGCUGGAACGUGGCGAUAAGAAGGCGGAAAAGGCACAGGAGGAUGUUAGCAAAAAUCUGGUUCUUAUCAAAAAUAUGCUAUACGGAACGUCAGACGCAGAACCACAGACGGAAAUUGUGGUGUCCCAGUUAGCACAGGAAUUGUAUAACAGUAAUCUGCUCUUGCUACUGAUACAGAAUCUGAGCCGUAUCGACUUCGAGGGCAAGAAAGACGUCGCACAGGUGUUCAACAAUGUACUCAGACGACAGAUCGGCACGCGAUCUCCUACCGUGGAGUACAUCUGCACAAAGCCCGAAAUCCUGUUCACAUUAAUGGCGGGCUACGAACACCAGGAAAUUGCACUAAACUGUGGUACCAUGCUGCGGGAGUGUGCCCGGUACGAGGCGCUCGCCAAGAUUAUGCUUCAUUCGGACGAGUUCUUCAACUUUUUCCGUUACGUCGAGGUGUCCACGUUCGACAUCGCCUCCGAUGCCUUCUCGACGUUCAAGGAGCUGUUGACGCGACACAAAAUCUUGUGCGCCGAGUUUCUGGAACAGAACUACGACAAGGUGUUUGACCACUACCAGCAUCUGCUCAACUCAGAGAACUACGUCACCCGGAGGCAAAGCUUGAAACUGCUCGGCGAGUUGCUGCUGGAUCGACACAAUUUCACGGUAAUGACGAAAUACAUCUCCAAUCCAGACAACCUAAAGCUGAUGAUGAAUAUGCUGAAAGAAAAAUCGCGGAAUAUUCAGUUUGAAGCGUUUCACGUGUUUAAGGUAUUUGUAGCGAAUCCGAACAAACCGAAACCGAUCCUCGAUAUCCUGCUCCGGAAUCAGGAGAAGCUAGUAGAUUUCCUAACGAAAUUCCACACGGACCGAUCCGAGGAUGAGCAGUUCAACGACGAAAAGGCGUACCUAAUCAAGCAGAUAAAGGAGCUGAAGCCGGCUCCCGAUCAAUAGUAAUACGCGCGAUGCAAGCUUUAGGACUUUGCAGUUUACAAACAAACACACACACACACACACACACACGCGCAUACACUCACACAGAACCUCCUUCCCUUGCAAGCCUUCCCCAUCCUGUAUCCCGCCUGUCUCCGCGCCCCGUGCACUAGUAUUUUGUAAUGAACGCGAGUAAUAAAAGAAAUAUUAUAAAUACAAUUAAACUUUAGCAUAACUAUGAUAAAUUUAACUACCAUAGAGGUUAUAAAUAAAUUUUUGGGUAAAACACUCAACCCCCUAAAAACAAACAAACACACACACACACACACACACACUUGUAUAAGCUGAUAAUAAACAACAAAAGAAAAGCUAGUAAGUCGAAAGAAGUUAAAAACUCUAGUGUUUAGGAAAAAAAAAAAAACAAAGCAAAAACCUUGUAUAACCUUAGCCCAGCAGGUGGAAAACAAACAAAAAACUACAUUACACAGAGAGUAAUAUAUUUAUUAAGACUAAACGAACGUUUUCGCGGCUGCUAAGAAUACCGAUUAAUUGCAAAUGUUGUAAACAAACAAAAAAACUAGUACCCGAAGGAAGCGGCAGUUUCUGUUUCUCCUGCACGUGUUUAGUCUGAAAGCUGCAUAACUUUAACUGUGAGGAUUCUUAUAGAAUGGAUUACCAAGGAUGAAGAAUAAUGGAGAGAAAAAAAAACAUUGAUUGUAUUUACUUUUUACGUUGUUCGUUUAUUUUCAAAUGCCUAUUUGUUUGCUGUUGUGUAGAACUUUGGUUACUCACUUGCUCUGAGUGAGAAAGGAAAAAGAGAGAUAGAGGCAAGGCACUAAGGAGGACAAACGGCUCUGAAGUAUGUUUUAGUGUUAAUGCUACUUUUAAGUUUGUGGUUCUAGCCUGUGCCCUGUUUAUUAUUUUUUAUGUUGUUGUCUGAGUGCAGAUGAUGUGUAAUGAAAAAUAUAAAGUCUUUGAUUAUUUUAAUAGCAAAUAGGAUUUCCUAUUAUCCGUAGAACGUGAAACAUAGGCCAUGUACAUUUCGUUAAUGUUGACGACCAUUUAGCCACACAUACAUGCAUACACAUUUACUGCCGGUGGACGCUUAAUUGUUCCAUGUUCUAUGGAAUUUCCUGUACAAUUAUGUUACAAUUAUGCGUCCACCGGUAGUUUAGCACACAUACACUCUUCGCUGAAACACCUUCAUACCUCAUUAGUAGUCCCCUGGAAAGGUACGACGAGCAAACAAUAAAAAAAAACAUUCUCCCAUUCAAACAAGAGUAGUAUCAAAUCCAUCACAGCUAUUAAGCGAUUAGGUUUUAGAAGUGCUAAAGAAAAUAUUAGACAAAAGCUGUUUUGUUUGCUUUUUAUUUUCAUUUUUGAGACUUAAACUAGUGAGGUAGCGGACAUUUUAAUCCUCACACAUAAAAACAGGUUAGGAUCGGAAUGUCCUCUACCAAACUGGAUAUCCGUUCAACACGUUGAGACACAUGAUGCUACAAGUCAAUGAAUAACAAUUCUGAAAACUGUUCCUAAUACGAGAAGAAAGUUAAAUGUCUAACAGUGGUAGCUCUACACACAACUCACGCGCAUGCAUCAAUAGUAAAACAAAAUGUCGUUAUAAAAAACAUGUACACACAGAAAGGGAGCUGGCAAAAUGCAAUACAGAAAAAAAAGUGGAUCGUUUCGUUAAAUGUACUGAGUAGCAAUUGUGGAUUGUGGAAUAAAUAUUCUUCCUUAGAUUACGUACCUAUAAUUUUUCUUUUCGGCUUAAAUUGGUUGACGUUGGCUAUUAUUUUCGAUUCUACUGCCGAUUCUCCCGUCGUCCCCUUGCCUGUGCGAAAACAAACUGCGGCUCAUACGCCAAUACACGCAGCAGAUAGCAAAAAUUGUAUGUUGUUUACUAGACUACACGAAUAUAUCUACCCCCCCCCCCCCCCCCCCAAGCCAAGCCAAGAGGAUAGGAAAAUAUAACAAUAUGCGCAGAAGGCAAAUCAGAAGUGAAUUACUAAAAUAGUAUUUAAGGUGACUCUUUAGUGUAUCAUCUCAAAAACAGCGAACGAGCGAAAACAAAACAAAAAAUCAAGGAACUGAAAACGAAAAGGCACGAGAAUAAAGACACACACACA
Ochlerotatus camptorhynchus is the source of this 3597-nucleotide messenger RNA. It is a transcript of the gene Mo25, whose product is annotated as calcium binding protein Mo25. The transcript has 7 exons. Gene Ontology annotation, molecular function: protein serine/threonine kinase activator activity. Bases 479 to 1489 code for a protein of 336 amino acids. Gene Ontology annotation, biological process: intracellular signal transduction. The record is from RefSeq and is a predicted model, not a curated record. Lineage: Eukaryota; Metazoa; Arthropoda; Insecta; Diptera; Culicidae.